Molecule: messenger RNA, 4377 nt
Organism: Gorilla gorilla gorilla (western lowland gorilla)
Lineage: Eukaryota; Metazoa; Chordata; Mammalia; Primates; Hominidae
Product: rab5 GDP/GTP exchange factor-like
Exons: 7
Coding region: 777-1478 (233 amino acids)
Biological process (GO): vesicle-mediated transport
Cellular component (GO): cytosol; endocytic vesicle
Molecular function (GO): small GTPase binding; guanyl-nucleotide exchange factor activity
Source: RefSeq, a predicted model, not a curated record
GAAGAGAGGCCUCAGGAGAAACCAAACCUGCCAGUUCUGUGAUCUUAUCUUGGAUUUCUUUUUUUUUUUUUUUUUCGUUUUUUUAGAGGGAAUCUCUCUCUUUUACCCACGGUGGAGUGCAGUGGCAUGAUCUCGGCUCACCGCAACCUCUGCCUCCCAGGUUCAACAGAUCCUCCUGCCUCAGCCUUUCUAGUAGGUGGGGUUACAGGCACGCGCCACCUUUGGAUCCGUACCUCCUCCCGUCCUGAGCCAAAGGCCACGGAAGUGACGUUUGCACGCCGUGCGUAACGUGCAUUCUGGCGGUGCCGGGAGCGGGGCGAGGAGGAGGGUGGGUAUGAGGCGGUAGCGGACCGCGGAGCCGAGACCUACCCGAACGACGCGGGGGAGCGGGGCUUUGGACGCCGGUGGAGACGCAGGCGAGCAGGAAGAAGAUGAGCCUUAAGUCUGAACGCCGAGGAAUUCAUGUGGAUCCUGUGCAAGAAAGGAUGUGGUUACUAUGGCAACCCUACCUGGCAGGGUUUCUGCUCCAAGUGCUGGAGGGAAGAGUAGUACAAAGCCAGGCAGAAGCAGAUUCAGGAGGACUGGGAGCUGGUGGAACGACUCCAGCGGGAGGAAGAAGAGGCCUUUGCCAGCAGUCAGAGCAGCCAAGGGGCCCAAUCCCUCACAUUCUCCAAGUUUGAAGGAAAGAAAACCAACGAGAAGACCCGCAAGGUUACCACAGUGAAGAAAUCUUCAGUGCAUCUUCCAGGGUCGGAUCAAAGAAGGAUAUCAUUGAAAUGGAUUCCAGGCGUGUGCCUCGAGACAAGCUGGCCUGCAUCACCAAGUGCAGCAAGCACAUCUUCAAUGCCAUCAAGAUCACCAAGAACAAGCCGGCGUCAGCAGAUGACUUCCUCCCCACCCUCAUCUACAUUGUUUUGAAGGGCAACCCCCCACGCCUUCAGUCUAAUAUCCAGUAUAUCACGCACUUCUGCAAUCCAAGCCGACUGAUGACUGGAGAGGAUGACUACUAUUUCACCAAUCUGGUUGCUUUGUGUAUUCUUCUGAAAAUAAGCGAAUCAUCUAUUGUAUUAAAAAAAAAAAAGACUGUGCCACACAGUUUGGGUGUGGUGGCUCACGACUGUAACCCCAGCACUUUGGGAAGCCAAGAGGCUGGGCACUCACUGCAGCUGGUUAAUGAUGACCAUGUGGACAUGCUCUCGGGCCUUCAGGAUCUUCUCCAGCCAGUGGAUGUUAAUAUCCUCCAUCUCCUGGGUCCCAGCGAUUCUCCUGCCUCAGCCUCUUCCUAUUUCACAAGUAGGGAAACUGAGGCCCAGGUAGGCAAGCCUGACUUGCUGGAGUCACACAGGAAGUUGGCAGCUCUGCUCCAUCCCUGGGAUCUGGAGCCCCUGGUCUGGGGAAGGAGAGGUGGGGCACUGCCUUCCCAGAGUCCCCUCAAGCUGGCAGGGACGGCUGUACCCCCAGGGUCAGAGGAGAACUAAAAGGAGCAGAAGCUGGCCUGGGUCCAGGGAGAGACCUCGUGUUUGCCCAAAAGGGAGCUGGAGAGGGGCAGCUGGGCCCAUACGCAGGGAGGAGCUGCAGGGAGCUGGUGGCGGGGCAGCAAAGAGAAGUGGAUUUGGUGGGUAGAGGGGCCCCUCCUUGGUUCUAGUCCUCCCCGCAGCCCCUCGCAAACAGGUGGGGCUCUCCUGUCCCUUUCUCCUCUCCUGCAGCAAGCCCUAUAUGAAGAGGCCUCUGGUGAGUGGCAGCUCAACCUCUGCUAAAUGCCUCCAGUGAUGGGGAGUUCACUACCUUCCAAAGUUUUUAAAAGAUGUUAACCACUGCUAUUCAAGAACAAUUCUAGAAUUUUUUUUUUUUGAAAGACAAGGUCUCAUCAUUCUGUCUCGCAGGCCAGAGUGCAGUGGUGUGAUCAUAGCUCACUGCAGCUUUGACUUCCUGGGCUCAAGCAAUCCUCCCUCCUCAGCCUCCUGAGUACCUGAGACUACAGAUGUGCACCACCACACUGGCUCAUUGUUUUCAUUUUUUGUAGAGACAGGAUCUCACUAUGUUGCCCAGGCUGGUCUGGCUUCAAGCAAUCCUCCUGCCUUGGCCUCCCAAAGUGCUGGGAUUACAGGCGUGAGCCACUGCAUCUGGCCUUUUUUUUUUUGGAGAUAGAGUCUCGCUCUGUCACCCAGGGUGGAGUGCAGUGGCGUGAUCUCGGCUCAUUGCAACCUCCGCCUUCCGGGUUCACCUGCCUCAGCCCCCCGAGUAGCUGGGAUUACAGGUGUCUGCCAACCAUGCCUGGCUAAUUUUUGUAUUUUUUGGUGGAGACAGGGUCUCACCAUGUUGGCUAGGCUGGUUUCGAACUCCCGACCUCAGGUGAUCUACCCGCCUCAGCCUCCCAAAGUCCUGGGAUUACAGGCUGAGCCACUGCGACCCGCCCUGCUGUUGCUUCUGAGGUUUGAAAACCACUGCCUCAAUGCUCCUGAUUCAGCUCUUCUUACCCAAAGGUUCCCCCACCUCAUCUACUCUGUUCCUGCACAGUCGCCCUUUUCUCUGAUGCCCCGGGCAGGUCUCUCUCUGCCAGCUCCACGCUUCUGGAGUCCCCCAUCCAUCUUGGGGCCCAGCUGCCCACUGUCUGGGUUCAGACCUUCUCAACACUCCCUGGCUUCUCUGCCCUUAGUUUUGCCUUCUCCAAUCCACUCUUGGUGGGUGGAAGUACGGUUACCGUGGUAACCUGAAGACAACGCAAAUCUGAUUGUAUCAUUACAAUGACUGGGAAAACCUCCAGUGCCACAAAAUAAAGCUCAAGUCACUAGCUUUGCAGUCCAGGCCCUUUACCAUUCCGGCAGCAUUUCUGGGGGCUAUUCUCCUUCCCCCCACUGCACAACCCCACCUGGCCACCCCAGGCUCAGGCUGCAGAACAGCGUAGACCAGGGAGUGGUUUUGGGGUCAUGCUAACUACCUGGUUUUUGUCUCUUUCAGGCUGUUUGUUCAGUUGCAAAAUGGGAAGGACAACAGCACCCGCCUCACAGGCUAAGAGGCUGUGUGUGAAAAGCCCGCAGCACAGGAUCUGGCACGCGUGGACGUGCGGGAUGGGAGGAGGGGAUUUCCCAGCUCCUCAUCUCUGCAGGGACUGGCCUUGGCCUAGAGAACACCAGCUGUCCAGGGAGGGGGAGCUUUCUCUGAGCCCCCCGAUGUGUGGCAGGCAGAGGAGAGCAAGCUACUUCUGGGAGGGGAGUUGUGGGGAAGGGCAAGUUAGUCUUUACUGGUGGCAGUGAGCUGGCACUUUGGUCUCACCUCGGCUGCAGAAACCCACCCUGCUCCCGUCUUAUUUCCUGGGGAUUUCAGCUGUGUUCAGGCACAGAUGCAUCUCCCAAGUGCCUCAUGCUUGCCUUGACCUCCUCUCCUUCCUCUGGCCAGUCCUGAACCUCUUGGUGAUCCACGGCGGCACCUCUGUGUCCUACAUCCUUCUCUGGCCAUCUCCUUCCCUCCUUCCAGCCCUCCUCCUAGGACCCUGACCCCAACCAUCCUUCAUCCCCAUGGGGACAUUCAGUCCACUGACUCAUCACCCUCCCCUGUCCCUCUGUGAGAGAAGGAGCAGGCAGAGAGGAUCUUGCAAGAGCCUUCAGCAACUCUCUUCCACCCAUCCUGUUGCUUGCUUCUUUUUUUUUUUUUUUUUCAAAAAAAUAGAGAUGGGGUCUUGCUAUGUGGCUGGUCUCAAACUCCUGGGCUCAAGUGAUCCUCCUGCCUCGGCCUCCCAAAGUGCUGGAUUACAGGCGUGAGCCACCACACCCGGCUCCGUUCCCUUUCUAAGCAGGGUGCUCCUUUUCUUGCCAUUCCCCCCAUCCUCCUUUCUCUCCCACAGCUCACUUCCUUCUCUACUGAAUCUGCUGAAGAUCAUGCAGCUGCUGUUCCUGCCUCUAAAACCCUCUCUUGGCUGGGUGUGGUGGGUCACAUAUAUAAUCCCAGCACUUUGGGAGGCUGAGGCAGGAGAAUCACUUGAACCCGGGAGGCGGAGGUUGCAGUGCGCCGAGAUUGCGCCACUGCACUCCAGCCUAGGUGAUAGAGCAAGACUCUGUCCCCUCCCUCCACCAAAAAAAUAAAGCCCUCUCUGCAUCCAUUCCACUCUCCACUCUUGCUCAUUCUCUCCUGCCCUCUAAAAGGUGAUCUGUCUUUGGCAGAUUCAAUCACUUGCCUUUCUCAUUCUCUCCUGAGCCCACUAUUCCACUCUGGUCCCCACCACUUCCCCCAAAACUGCUUUGAACCGUCGCACUGCAACCUGUUGCUUAGCCCCUCCAUCUAGUCUCAGGCGUUAGGACUGACUUCCCAGCAGAGGCUGGUGCAACCAAUCACCUCCUUUAGUAAGUUUCUCCCUGGGCUUCACCUCUUCACCUGUGGGCU